AUGGAUAACAUCACGCUGAACUUCACAGACACAGAGCCAGAGUUCGAGGAAGUGUUCGGAGAAGGAGUCAAUACAUCGGAUACCUACUUUGAAAUUGAUUCCAGUGCUAUGCUCGACAACUUACCAGCGUACGGGGGUAUGCUUAUCGCUGAAUGCGUAUUAGCCACUCUGCAAGUCCUAAUAUCAAUAGCUGCGACGCUGAAAAUCGCGCGUUGGGGACGAAACUACAGGAACCAAAUGUUAACGCAAUUCAGUAUAGCACGCCUCGUCGAUAGGAUCGCGAAUUUAUCCCUGUUCCUGUGCCCGGAUCUCACUAUAAAGACGUACGAUAUACUCAUGGGCGUUCGUGUUCACGUGGAUUUAGUGCUCGUUAUCUUAGUUAUAUUCUUCAUAAAACAUAUGUACGAAAGCUUAAUUAUCGUCGUCGUAAAAGUGGUUAAGAAUGAUCUGUAUAAGGUCUUAUGUUGUUCGUGGUUACUCCCUCUACCGUUCAGUGCGCUGUACGUGUGCCUUGUCACUUACAACUGUGUAAGCCCGUGGAUGGCAUACUUCACCAUUUGCUGUGCUUUUCGGUGGCCGGUUAUGAUUAUAGGAACGGGUUUGUACCUCAAAAUACUAUUCAAAGUCACGAUGGAUAGUAUACGGUAUUACGCGAAGAGUCUGACGGCUUUAACGUUUUUCCUUUGUUUGGUGAUCAAUCUGUAUGUGUUGUCGGCUGAUAUUACUAAGUUGUGGUACGCCCAAAAUUAUCUUCCGAUCUUUCUAAACACAGUAUUAGGGUUGAUACUAGAUUCUUUGGCUGUAUGUCUGUACGUUAUACUGGUUCUAAAAGCGUAUGGAAAAACGACUGAUCGCGUUCAUCGUAAAGUGAAUAAUGGAAUCAGUGUAAACAAUGUGAAUAGUGUAGUCUGA
Messenger RNA from Leptosia nina, 912 nucleotides. The record is from the annotation of a GenBank genome assembly. NCBI's taxonomy places the organism in Eukaryota, Metazoa, Arthropoda, Insecta, Lepidoptera, Pieridae.